Besnoitia besnoiti is the source of this 2679-nucleotide messenger RNA. RefSeq lists its product as uncharacterized. The record is from RefSeq and is a predicted model, not a curated record. NCBI's taxonomy places the organism in Eukaryota, Apicomplexa, Conoidasida, Eucoccidiorida, Sarcocystidae. Bases 1 to 2679 code for a protein of 892 amino acids. The transcript has 3 exons.
AUGUUUUCGCGGACUGCAGCGACAGCCAUGUAUCCCCCAAAUCACCAGCAUCAAGGCCCGCGUCCCUCUCAGGGGAUGCCUCCUCACCACACCCCCCCCGUACAGCAGCUUGGCCAGAGCCCGUCGAACGUGUAUCCGCCUGGAGAGGCUCUUGCUUCCUACUCGUCGCAGAACGCUGGAGGCCUUCCUCAUGCCUCAGACUCGCAUUCUAAGACGCCCGCUCCGUCUCCCUUCUCGCACUAUUCGGGGGCCUCCGCCGCGGGGACGGCCUAUCCGGGAAGGGCGCCGGUGGCUGUUCCGGCGCACCCCGCGCGGGGUCACUAUGAGGUCCGUAGAGGGGCCUCUGAGAGGUCACACCAGGGCGCGAAAGGAGUGCGGCAGGCGUACCACGCGGCUCAGGAGUUUUCGAGUCUCCCGCACACAUCACCGAUUCCGCAUCAUGCGUCGCGGGGCGCUGCCUACCCGAUUCCCUCUCAGGCGUCGCCUCCGCGGCCUCACGAGAUCAUCGUUGGCAGCCCGGCGUCCUACGACCAUGGACGAAUGAGUCCGCAGAGCGGCGUACCCAGCGUUCCGGCUCACGCGCAGCACCCCUCCCAAGCCGUGCCGCAGACGCACACGCAGCCCCAUCCGCUUCUACCGCACCAGCAGCCGUACCCGAACGCAGGAGGUUCUCUCGGCAGAGAGGAGAGGCCAGACAGAGAUGACAAAUCGAGAGACGACGGAGUAGAGACCUCUAGAGCUCGGCUUCCCAUGGCUGCGCAGGCCAGCGAGCACGGCGAUGCCGGCUCCCAGCAAGUCGGGCACGUUUCUCAGCCUCUUGCCCAGCAGCCGUAUGCGCGUCCGCCCUACGAGGCGGCCCCCUCUGUCCCUCUUGUCGGCAGCGCUUCCUCGACGUCGGCGUCAGACGGUUUAGAUGGCUCCGCUUCGCUCUUUUCUGUGGCGGGGGGUCGCAGCCGGUCUCAGGCUCGGCCUCCGUCGUCCUGGAGCGCGGGCUCGGCUGGCGAGGCCCAAUGGCCUCAAAUGCCUGCGGCCGCGUCACGCUCUGCUGGCGCCACUCCACAAGGCAGUGACCUCCAGAGCGUUGACCAGGGUUUCGCGGUCCCAACUGUAGUUCACGGCAUGGCUUCCGCGGCGCUGCAGCCUCCGCGUCCCUCCGCACCUGCUCGCGACACGGCGGGUGGGGCGCCUGCGCCUCCUGUCACAGCCAACUCGUCGUAUCGAUCCCCACUCCGCGGAGCCGCGCACGCCGAGUCGUCCCCCCGCAGUGUGAGCAGCCACGCCAGCAGCCAGGACUCAAACGCCUCCGGAGAUCUCGCGUCAGCCGCAGGUGCCGGUAUGUCGCCUCGCCAACGCGCUGCAGCAGCCGCAGCGGCGUCUAGCUUUCUCCCAGGUGUGGGUUCCUUGUCGCCGUCCAGGGCGGCUGCAAGUGCGCGAGCAGAUGCGGCGCCCCGCCAGCAGAGCCCGUCCCUUGCAGGCCCCAAUAUGUUGCCUGCCCUCGUGUCUAGCGGCCAGAGGGUCGGGGGGUCGCCUCUGCCUCCUGAGCAUCUGGCGCGUCUGCUGCAUGCGCGGCGCGCGCGCAUUCGACGGAAUCCGCUGCUUCGGUACCUCGAGGGGUCGUGUUCCUCACAGCCCACUGGACAGUCCAAAAAGCGCGGGCGACCAGGCAGUGAUGACGCGGAUGGAAAGAAAAGCCGGAGCCCAGAGGAGGCGUCUUCUCUGCACGCGAAGCCGAUGAUUCGCGGCUGUCGAACCCCGAUCAACAUCGACCUUUAUUACGGCGGUGCGGAAAGACUCGGUCAAACGCCUGGGGGACUGAGUCCCGCUGGAGGUGGAUUCGCUUCAGGCGCGGCAAGUCUGUUUGGUUCAGCAGGCGGCGCGGCGGGGUCUGGCUCCGUGGCGUCUCAUGCACCGGGCGCUCUGAAGUCUCAAGCGCGAAGCGCGAUCGUUCUGAAAGGCUGCAGUGGGCUCGCAAACUGGACGAAGAACUGCGCGGAAGGUGGAGCGGGCAGGGAGGGAGGCGCACGAGGAGUCGUCCCCGGAGCGCGCAGCGGGGCUGGAGGAGACGACCUCUCGAGUCAGCUAGAUCGAGCUAAAGGCUCGCAGGUUGGAGCCGCGCCUUCGGCCGCGGCAGCAGCGGCUGCAGCGGCCGCCAAAGACGACUCCCUGCAGUGGUGUCAUCAGCAGAUACAGCAGGUGAUUCGGCAGCAUCCAGAGAUCUCUGCCGCAGCUGCGAAAAGCAGAGGCUAUCGACCCCUCUUUCACCAGAGCGUCCUCGCGGAGGCUGCCAUGACGGGCGGGAUAGGAGGCAUGGCACCCGCGAGCCCGUCAGGGGCGUGGGCUACGUACAACGGCGCCGGCGCUGAGGGCGCAGGGGGAUGGAAACAGUGGCGAGAAGCCGACGUCAUCUCGCCUGCUCCACAGCUCGAGGAGCUUCUUGUCGUGCUCGCGGCUGCUGUCAAAGUUCACGUCGCUGAGCUGAUGACUCUCGCCUGUGCGGCUGAGGCCGCUGAAUAUGCUGCCAGGGAUUUGCAGGGCGCUUCGCCCCUUGGCGCUGAUGUCAGCAACCUCCCGGAUCCCACGAGUUCGUCCGCAUUUGCAGGAGACAAUGACAGGCCGCGGCGUGUUCUAUGCGUUCGCCACAUCCUUGCGGCUGCAGCUCAGAUUCCUGCGCUGGACUGA